This is a messenger RNA of Strongylus vulgaris, 345 nucleotides long. Lineage: Eukaryota; Metazoa; Nematoda; Chromadorea; Rhabditida; Strongylidae. The record is from the annotation of a GenBank genome assembly.
AUGUACCGCAUCUACCAUGGUUUAUGCCGUGAAGAAGAGGAACGCUUAGAAGCUGACAGGAGGAUACCUCGAUCAGUGUCAAAUAGCAACACACACGAAAGAUCUAGAGUAUUUGUGAUGAACAUGGAAGCAGAAGUAAAGGUUAAACCAUAUCCAGUCCCGAAGCAUCCCAAGACACACAUGGAGCGAACCGAGUCAAUAAAAGGAGAGACCAAGGAAAUAUCUAAGUUGACAAGGGAACAAGUCAAUCGCCUUGCAGACAGCCAACGUCAGUUAAUCAUUGGUACUUUCGCAAAGAUGGAAGCGAAUCCUGUGAAGAUAGGCCUCAACAUCCUAGUAAAGUAA